AACACCAUAAUUAUGAAGGUGGGGGGCUGUGAAGGGAUCAGAUUUCAUAAUCACACUACUGCAGCACCGUUUCUAGAGAUGGCUUAUUGCUUGUCGUAUGGCCAACUGCUGAGAGAAGUUGAAAGGUCACCAAACCUACAAAUCUAAAUCUUACUUCCACUGCCCACCCAACUAGAAAAUGAAAAAUAUCUGAUCCUCACUUUCUUCUUGUCUUCUCAUCUUGGAUUUCGGUGUUUAAUUAUUCCAAGAUAUCAAAACUUCUCUCUGCUCUUGUUGCCACAGAAGUCACUCGAGUCUGCGGGUGAUAACAGGAAGAAGAUAUUUGCUCUCCAGGGAGAUAGAAUUUCAGCAACUGUAAGCCAACUCUCUCACUCUCUCUCUCUCUCUCUCUGUGGAAAGGAAUUCCCAUUUGGCUUGGGAGGACCAUUUCUAAUCUAGAAGGUUGAUUCCAGUAUUCCAUGGUCCCAAGGUUGGAUUGGAUCCUUAAAGACCCCAUUCCUCAAAACAAUCCAAAAGUACUCUACCUGUCUUUCAACUACUGAAACUCAUGACACUUUGGGGAUCUCCACUUGUUUGUAGCUUGGUAAAUUUAUGGAAAUUCAUAGGUUCGAUGUCUGAAGCAGCAUGAACCUACAAGUCAAGAAGAUCACUUUUCAUCAGUGAGGUAACAGGAGGGGGGCUGUGGACUUUCAUCUAUGGCUUGGAACUUGUAUGCUGGGCCUCGUCGCCUGCUCCUGGAUACAGAAACUGCUAUGCCACCAAUGAAUGGAAGCAGGGGAAGUAGCUCAUAUGCCAAUGAUGCGAACUUUGACAGCAACAUGGUGAUAAUCCUAGCAGCCCUGCUAUGCGCAUUGAUCUGUGCGCUGGGAUUGAACUCAAUUGUGCGCUGUGCUUUGCGUUGUAGUAAUCGAUUUUCCCUUGAGACCCCAGAUCAGGUUGCUGCGCAUUUAGCCACAACAGGCCUUGAGAAGGGCACCCUGAGCCAGAUUCCAGUUGUGGUGUAUGGCUCAUCAGGUCUAACUACUCCAGCCACAGACUGCCCCAUAUGUCUGGGGGAAUUCACUGAAGGAGACAAGGUAAGGAUCCUACCAAAAUGCAAUCAUGGUUUCCAUGUUAAGUGUAUUGACACAUGGUUGAUGUCCCGCUCUUCCUGCCCAACAUGUCGCCAACCAUUGCUUGAACAUCCAACAAAUUCUAAUGUGGAGGAGCUGGUUGUCAGAAUCCUGUAACCAGAAAUUGAACCUGGUGGCUAAAUUUGGCUUUUCAAGGUUUCUGUUUAUCAUUGUACAGGAUCAAAGGGUAUGUUUUACUAGUUUUCCUUGUAAAAACCUUUUCUUUUUCUUGUUAUAACUUAGUGUAACCAUAUUACAAUCUGCCUCACUUUAAGCUGGUUCAGAAUCUGAAACACCCCUCUGUUUUCAAAUUUUGAAUAUGCUUGAAGUAGAUAUUGUGACCCAUGAAUGAUUUGUGGAGGCCAGUGCCAUGAUUCAA
Messenger RNA from Vitis riparia (riverbank grape), 1491 nucleotides. Its product is annotated as RING-H2 finger protein ATL74-like. The record is from RefSeq and is a predicted model, not a curated record. Gene Ontology annotation, molecular function: transferase activity. The transcript has 2 exons. Lineage: Eukaryota; Viridiplantae; Streptophyta; Magnoliopsida; Vitales; Vitaceae. Gene Ontology annotation, biological process: protein ubiquitination. The coding region runs from base 696 to 1229 and encodes 177 amino acids.